Messenger RNA from Heterocephalus glaber (naked mole-rat), 3105 nucleotides. RefSeq names its product cell cycle associated protein 1 (gene Caprin1). The record is from RefSeq and is a predicted model, not a curated record. NCBI's taxonomy places the organism in Eukaryota, Metazoa, Chordata, Mammalia, Rodentia, Bathyergidae. Gene Ontology annotation, cellular component: cytoplasm. Gene Ontology annotation, molecular function: RNA binding.
GAGGGCUGGCUGGCUAAGUCCCUUCCGCUGCCGGCUCUCGCCUCACUAGGAGCGGCUCUCGGUGCAGCGGGGACAGGGCGCCCACAGAGCGCUCGACACUGCCCGGAACGCAGCGCCACCCUUCCCCUCCUCGCGAUCUCCAGCGGCUCCGCGCGCGCACGAUGCCCUCGGCCACCAGCCACAGCGGGAGCGGCAGCAAGUCCUCCGGACCGCCACCCCCAUCGGGUUCCUCGGGUAGUGAGGCGGCGGCGGCGGCGGGGGCCGGGGCAGCUGCGCCUGCUACUCAGCACCCAGUAUCCGGCACUGGUGCGGUCCAGACCGAGGCCAUGAAGCAGAUCCUCGGGGUAAUCGACAAGAAACUUCGGAACCUGGAGAAGAAAAAGGGUAAGCUUGAUGAUUACCAGGAACGAAUGAACAAAGGAGAGAGGCUUAAUCAAGAUCAGCUGGAUGCUGUGUCUAAGUACCAGGAAGUCACAAAUAACUUGGAAUUUGCAAAAGAAUUACAGAGGAGUUUUAUGGCAUUAAGUCAAGAUAUUCAGAAAACAAUAAAGAAGACAGCACGCCGGGAGCAGCUUAUGAGAGAAGAAGCUGAACAGAAACGUUUAAAAACUGUGCUUGAGCUACAGUAUGUUUUGGACAAAUUAGGAGAUGAUGAAGUGCGAACUGACUUGAAACAAGGCUUGACCGGAAUACCGAUCCUGUCGGAGGAGGAGUUGUCGCUGCUGGAUGAAUUUUACAAGUUAGUGGAUCCUGAGCGGGACAUGAGCCUAAGGUUGAACGAGCAGUAUGAACAUGCCUCCAUUCACCUGUGGGACUUGCUGGAGGGGAAGGAAAAAUCUGUGUGCGGGACAACUUAUAAGGCUCUAAAGGAAAUCGUUGAGCGUGUAUUUCAGUCAAACUACUUUGACAGCACCCAUAACCACCAGAAUGGUCUGUGUGAGGAAGAGGAGGCAGCCUCAGUGCCUACAGUGGAAGACCAGGUUGCUGAAGCUGAACCUGAGCCAGCAGAAGAAUACACUGAGCAAAGUGAAGUCGAAUCAACAGAGUAUGUAAAUAGACAAUUUAUGGCAGAAACCCAGUUCAGCAGUGGUGAGAAGGAGCAGGUAGAUGAAUGGACAGUGGAAACCGUUGAGGUGGUAAAUUCACUCCAGCAGCAACCUCAGGCUGCAUCUCCUUCAGUACCAGAGCCCCACUCGUUGACUCCGGUGGCUCAGGCUGACCCCCUUAUGAGAAGACAGCGAGUACAAGAUCUUAUGGCACAAAUGCAGGGGCCCUAUAAUUUCAUACAGGAUUCAAUGCUGGAUUUUGAAAACCAGACUCUUGAUCCUGCCAUUGUAUCUGCACAACCUAUGAAUCCAACACAAAACAUGGACAUGCCCCAGCUGGUUUGCCCUCCUGUUCAUUCUGAAUCUAGACUUGCUCAGUCUAAUCAAGUUUCUGUACAACCAGAAGCUACACAGGUUCCUUUGGUUUCAUCCACGAGUGAGGGAUACACGGCAUCUCAACCAUUGUAUCAGCCUUCACAUGCCACAGAGCAGCGGCCACAAAAGGAACCAAUUGAUCAGAUUCAGGCAACAAUCUCUCUAAAUACAGACCAGACUACAGCAUCCUCAUCCCUUCCCACUGCUUCUCAGCCUCAGGUUUUCCAGGCUGGGACGAGCAAACCUUUACAUAGCAGUGGAAUCAAUGUAAACGCAGCUCCAUUCCAAUCCAUGCAAACGGUAUUCAAUAUGAAUGCCCCAGUUCCUCCUGUUAAUGAACCAGAAACUUUAAAACAGCAAAACCAGUACCAGUCCAGUUAUAACCAGAGCUUUUCCAGUCAGCCUCACCAAGUGGAGCAGACAGAGCUCCAGCAAGAACAGCUCCAAACAGUGGUUGGCACUUACCAUGGUUCCCAGGACCAGCCCCAUCAAGUGACUGGUAACCACCAGCAGCCUCCUCAGCAGAACACUGGAUUUCCACGUAGCAGUCAGCCUUAUUAUAAUAGUCGUGGUGUAUCCCGUGGAGGUUCUCGUGGUGCUAGAGGCUUGAUGAAUGGAUACCGGGGCCCUGCCAAUGGAUUCAGAGGAGGAUAUGAUGGCUACCGCCCUUCAUUCUCUAACACUCCAAACAGUGGUUAUACACAGUCUCAGUUCAGUGCUCCCCGGGACUACUCUGGCUAUCAGCGGGAUGGAUAUCAGCAGAAUUUCAAGCGAGGCUCUGGGCAGAGUGGACCACGGGGAGCCCCACGAGGUCGUGGAGGGCCCCCAAGACCCAACAGAGGAAUGCCGCAAAUGAACACUCAGCAAGUGAAUUAAUCUGAUUCACAGGAUUAUGUUUAAUUGCCAAAAACACACUGGCCAGUGUACUAUAAUAUGCUACCAGAAGAGUUAUUAUCUAUUUGUUCUCCCUUUCAGGAAGUUUAUUGUAAAGGGACUGUUUUCAUCCCAUAAAGACAGGACUACAAUUGUCAGCUUUAUAUUACCUGGAUAUGGAAGGAAACUAUUUUUACUCUGCAUGUACUGUCCUAAGCGUCAUCUUGAGCCUUGCACAUGAUAUUCAGAUUCCUCACCCUUGCUCGUAGUAUUUGCAGUUAUCAUUUGUCUAAUUCAACCCUAAUUGAAUUCUGCUUUUCUCAUGGAGGCAUUUAUGUUCAAAGUGGUGAUUUCUUCCCGUAGAUGCAUAGGGAGAGUCUCAAGUUUGGAGAUGGACGGUUUAGUAGUGACUUAGCCAUAUGUACUAUGUUGGAAUUUGUCCUAGCAGUUUGAGCACUAGUUCUGUGUGCCUAUGAACUUAAUGCUGCUUGUUGUUCCAUUCCACUUUGACUUUAUGGAGAAUUAAUCCCAUCUAUUAAGCAAAGGCUACUAAGUUAAUGGUAUUUUCUGUGCAGAAAUUAAAAUUUUACUUUUAGCCUUUAGCUAAGGAAAUUGUCCGGUAGGUACUCAGCUACUUAAACAAAAAUCAAAAUUUUUCAUCAUUAGACAACUGGAGUUUUUGCUGGUUUUGUAACCUACUAAAAUGGAUAGGCUGUUGAACAUUCCACAUUUAAAAGUUUUGUAGGGUGGUGGGUAAUGGGGAAUCCUCAAUGUUUAUUUUAAAAUAAAUAAAAUAAGUUCUUUUCUCAUG